Molecule: messenger RNA, 4725 nt
Organism: Zonotrichia leucophrys gambelii
Lineage: Eukaryota; Metazoa; Chordata; Aves; Passeriformes; Passerellidae
Gene: LRFN2
Product: leucine rich repeat and fibronectin type III domain containing 2
Exons: 4
Coding region: 592-2883 (763 amino acids)
Cellular component (GO): cell surface; postsynaptic density membrane
Molecular function (GO): protein binding
Source: RefSeq, a predicted model, not a curated record
UUGAGUGUAGCUCCUGAGGAUUUAGCAUGUCAGGCUGUGUCUACACAGCUUAGGUUUCUAUUAUUAUGCAAUGGCUUAGAGGGCAGUGCUUUGCCACAUAAUUACAGCGCCAAUCUCUGUUAGGACCCGGAGUUUGGAUGCCUCUUUCUAUAUCAGCUAUUUGCCUCCUGCCCGCUUAGGACUCCUCCCUGACACUCAUACUUGUUUAUUAGCUUCUUUUUGUACCCUUGUUUCAUCUGGUUUCUGGUUUUCUUCCCUUUCCUACGGAGCAUAUUUGUUUAUUUCAGAGGUGAGGAGUCUGACUGAGUCGUGCCUGCACGGAUUCCUAUGCAGUACAAAGCACUUGCUGCAUGUUGCAUCGUCAGAAGAGGAGUCUCAGGGACUCUCGGACUUCACUGAAUCAGGCUGCGUCUGACAAACAAUCUUGUCUACAUUUUGGUUUGCUAGAGAUCAACUGGGAUUUUUCUGAUUCUAUCUUCUUUUGAAAAAAGGAUGCAUGGAAUAGAAAGAAGGUCUAAGUGCCUGUCUGAGACUAUUUUACCAAACCUGGGAUAAAUGUUACUUCUCAAAGGUACUGUUGCGUGAUUUACAAUGGAAAAAUUGCUCUGCGGCAUUCUGGUGUUUGGAAUGGCUGUCACAGUCAACGCUUGUCCCAAAUAUUGUGUCUGUCAGAACCUGUCUGAGUCACUGGGAACUUUGUGUCCCUCCAAGGGUCUCCUUUUUGUACCUCUAGACAUAGAUCGAAGGACUGUUGAACUCCGUCUUGGGGGCAACUUCAUUAUCAAUAUCAGCCGACAGGAUUUUGCCAAUAUGUCUGGACUUGUUGACCUUACUUUGUCCAGAAACACCAUUAGUUACAUACAGCCCUACUCCUUCACCGACUUGGAGAGCCUUCGGUCUUUACAUCUGGACAGCAACAGGUUGCCUGAGAUUGAAGAGGAUACUUUAAGAGGUUUAAUUAACCUUCAGCAUUUGAUUUUAAACAACAACCAGCUAAGCAGCAUUUCUGAUGACGCCUUUGAGGAUUUUUUACUGACAUUGGAAGACUUAGACCUGUCCUACAAUAACCUCCGAAGCAUUCCCUGGGAAUCUAUAAGAAAGAUGAUAAACUUGCACCAGCUCAGUUUAGAUCACAACCUAAUAGAUUAUAUAACAGAGGGGACAUUUGCAGAUCUUCAGAAAUUGGCCAGAUUGGAUCUAACAUCCAACAGACUCCAGAAGCUCCCCCCUGACCCUAUAUUUGCCAGAUCACAAGUAAUUCCUUUGGUUGUUACCCCAUUUUCGCCACCUCUGUCCCUCAGCUUUGGGGGAAAUCCACUGCAUUGCAACUGUGAGCUGCUGUGGUUAAGGCGGCUUGACAGAGACGACGACAUGGAAACAUGUGCUUCUCCUCCAAGUCUGAAGGGAAGGUACUUCUGGUACGUACGGGAGGAGGAGUUUGUUUGUGAGCCCCCUCUUAUUACACAACAUACUCACAAGCUCCUGGUCUUGGAAGGGCAGACUGCCACGCUGAAGUGCAAAGCCAUUGGGGAUCCCACUCCCAUCAUUCACUGGGUGGCCCCUGAUGACCGUCUCAUCGGAAACUCCUCGAGGACGGCUGUCUACGACAAUGGCACCUUAGAUAUACACAUCACCACCUCCAAGGACUAUGGAACUUUCACGUGCAUAGCAGCCAAUGCUGCAGGAGAGUCCACUGCAACAAUUGAGCUCUCAAUUGUCCAGCUCCCCCAUCUCAGCAACGGCACAGGCAAAGCAGCUCCACCGAAAUCCAGGCUCUCGGACAUCACUAGCUCCACCAAGUCCAAUCGUGGCGAAACAAAAGGCCCCCCAGAAAGGGCUGUCCUGGUAUCAGAUGUGACCACUACCUCAGCUUUGGUCAAGUGGACAGUCAGCAAGUCGGCCCCUCGGGUAAAAAUGUAUCAGCUGCAGUAUAACUGCUCAGAUGAUGAAGUCCUGAUCUACAGGAUGAUACCAGCUACAAACAAGGCCUUUGUUGUAACCAACCUUGUUUCUGGAACAGGCUAUGACCUCUGCGUCCUGGCAAUGUGGGAUGACACGGCCACAACCCUUACUGCCACCAAUAUUGUGGGAUGUGCCCAGUUCUUCACCAAAGAAGACUACCCUCAGUGCCAGUCGAUGCACAGCCAGUUCCUGGGUGGGACCAUGAUUCUGAUCAUUGGAGGCAUCAUUGUGGCGACCCUAUUGGUGUUCAUUGUAAUUCUCAUGGUCCGCUAUAAGGUCUGCAACAAUUCCCAGGGCAAGAUGUCUAAUGUCAGCAACGUCUACUCACAGACAAAUGGAGCACAACCAGUUCAGAACGGAGUCUUGCCCCAAGUCAAUCCCAAAGUGGUGGUGAGAAAUGAACUUAUGGAGUUUAACUGCCAGUCUGCGCGGAGCAGCAUCUCCUCUUCCUCCAGCUCUGCAAAUAGCCGUGACUGUGACAACUACAGCCUCCAAAGUGAACAGGGCACAUUGUCCAGCAAAUGGAGGCCUCCUUCCCGGUCAAAACACAAUAUUGACCGGCUAAUGGGAGCUUUUGCCUCCCUGGAACUGAAGUGUCAGAAAAAGGAGGAAGUGACAGACUCCAGAACUUCCACGGUGGCCCGCCACUCGGACAAAGAGCCACUGCUGGGCCAGUCAGAGUCCAAAUUCCGCAGCUUCCUCAUGUUGCCUCUGGAGGGCAAAACUAAACGUAGCCAUUCUUUUGACAUGGGGGACUUUGCCACAUCUCAGUGUUGCACCUACCCAAAAAAGAUAACAAACAUUUGGACAAAGAGGAGCCUCUCGGUCAACGGCAUGCUGUUGCAGUAUGAUGACAAUGACCUAACAGGGGCCAAAGGGACUUUCGGGAGCUCAGAGUGGGUGAUGGAAAGCACGGUGUAAAUAUCAGUGUCUCUCCCCUUCUCUUCUCCCCUCAUGUGUUAUAAGUGUGGUUUGCUUCAGGGCCGUGCAAUUGGAAAGAGAGGGGAAGAAACAUUUUCUGUUGUACUGGCCAAAAAGAUAGGCAAGCAAGUUACAGGAAUAGUAAAAGAAAAGGAGGGUCAUGAAAUGUGAAUAGGCACCUAUGGUACCAUUCCUGUCUGGCCCCUACUAAACCAUGCGUGAAUGUUUCAAGGAAUUUGCUAGUUGUAUUUAGCAUUGCUUUCCAAAAGUUACUCAGACUCCUGGUGAACCUUCACCCAAGAUUAAACAAGGAGGAUGAAAAGGGGUUUAACAGCAGAAAUUUAAUUUUACAGGGUUUCUUUUUACUUUCUUUCUUUGGUUUUGUUUUUGGUGGUUUUUAUAAUGGCACCUCUUUUUUUUUUUUUCCUUAACCACAGAAAUACUCUUCUGUGGAUAUGACUGGUGCUAGGAUAUAUCUGGUUGUCAUUCCAAGGAAUUUUCUCAAAAGUGCAGGCAGGGCACCCACAGGGGAAGAUGAGAGUAAAUUGUUUAGCAUAAUCUCAUGGUCUUAACUGUGAAACUGUAACAUCUGGGCAAACAAUAUUUGUUGUUGAAUGGACUUUUGUUUGGUAUUUAAUUAUUUCUCUUCUGUUUCGAUUUGUUACUGCUUUUGAGUUCCUUUUUUUCCCACAUGACAAGGUAACAAGGUAUGUUUCCAUGCACAAUUUGAUUUUGUUUUCAGCCUCAUCAAAUUCCCCAUAUGGAAAGGAGGAUAUGUACAAAGGUCAAAUAUCUAAUGUACUGUAUAACUCACUUCUAAUACCAUCCCUUUUUGUCCUAGGAAAAAUUAAAUCUAGGGAUAAAUUAAAAAAAAAUCAUCCUCUUAUUAACAUCUCCUUCAUAAUCUCUUCUUGUCAAUGCUCAAGGCAGAUUGCAGCAGAUAUUGAUAUCUCUAGGGAUGUUGCUAUAAAAGAUGGGGAAAAUAGUUAUCAGGAUACCCUAAAAAAGGAUAAAGAAAAGGAAAAAAAAAAGUAGCUCCUGGGAGCUCUCCACGUUAUGGAUAGCAAUGGCUUCUGGUAGGGGUCAUGCUCUCACGCCACUAAAAGGAGAGCCUUGCACCCUACGGUGACAAAAGCUCCUUGUCAGUACGGUCACCAUGACAUGUCUUUACUGUAUCAGUAACAUCAGGAAAAUUAAGUUUUUGUGUAUUUCAGGGGAUUGGUUAUGUUCCAAAUUAGCCACAGAAACUGAGUAAAAUUUGAGUAUCACUGAGGAGGGGGUGAGCCAUGUCUCCCCUGCAUUACAUAAAGCCCUUCCCUAGUCUGGUGCACUCCUACUCCCCUGUCUCUCAUCCUCAGGAAGAUACUUGUAACAGGAGCUCUUCAGGGUUUGUAAACAGAAUCUCAGAUUGGUUUUUGGUGAGCAUUGCUGUGGUUGUAGAAAUACACAUGGCCCAUCCAGCAGAAUUCAUUUUCUUUACCAAUUUUACUGUGAUUUCUAGCAUUCUGCUGGCUACUGCAACUGUCCUGUCAUUUAUUUAUUUAUUUGUUUGAUCAGCUGUUGGGAACCAUUCUGAAAUUGCACAUUGUUACUAUGAUUUUGUAAAAGAGGUGGAGAAAGUAUGCAAGGCACAGAGAAAAUAAUACAUGAAAAAACUCUAUGUAUAUUUUUUUUAAAAAGUUCAGAGAUAUAUUGUGACAUGGCUGUGUACUUGAUCUUGUAUUCGUCAUGUUUCCUACUUGGAGUUUUAGAUAACAACAUCCCUGUGAUCAGAAUAUUUUUUUCCUUUAUUUUCUUUCUCUUUUUUUUCUUUUGCUACAAAAUGUACAGUAAAAAAACGUC